AUGCAACUGGCUGAUACGGUGGCUGCACGUCCGGUUUCUCUGAAGCUAAUAAAUGCCCGCCGUACAGAAGGCUAUACUGCUAAUGAGGAUCGUCCGUUGGAGCGCCUAGCCGUAGUGUUGAUAUGUAUUGUAUUGGCAUUUCUACUUGCGUUGUCCCUAGGCUACCGCGCCGGCCGCCUAGCUGGCCAAAGAUCAAAGACUCGCGGCUCAGACAUUCUCGUAUUCGUCCAAGGCUUUUUUUGUACGGCUUUUCUGUUUAUUGUGGCUGUACUAGCGGCUGGCCUCGGCUUGGAAACGAAAAGGCAAUGCUUUGUCGCAAUACGAAUCUGCCUGGCCUCGUAUGGCUUGACGAAGAUGACUCUAUAUCUCUUCUUGUUCGAGCGUGUUCACAUAGUGCGAGCCUCAUUUCUAGAUCGCCGACGUGAUCCCAUAUAUGUCAUCGGAGUGCUCUUGACAACAUGUGGAUUUAUAGCAAUAGCAAGCUGGCAAUACACCGACCCCAUGGCCGAAAUCUCCGCCCAAGAUGGCCGUUGCCGGAUCGGACCUAAACACGACAGUGCGAUUGCCAUUAUAACAGUUGAUACAUUCAUCAGCCUGAUCCUAACAGGGAUCUUUGUAUGGCAGCUUCGACCAGCGGUAUCUUCACCAUUGCCUGAAAUGCCAAGUAUGACGAGUACCCUGAGUAAGACGACCGACGCUCCGACCAGGGGACCCAAGUCGUGGGUGAAAAGAGUGCGCAAGAUUAUAUGGGGCUUCAACCUGAGCGAAUUGCAGGCUAUGGUGCUGCGCAACAUUGUGGGCUCGACCAUCAUGCUUGGUUGUACUUUGUUCAACAACGUCAUUUUCCUGACACAUGAUUGGAGCAAGGUUGGCCAAGCCUGCAUGUUGCUGUGUUUAAGCGAUGGUCAGUAA
Messenger RNA from Exserohilum turcica Et28A, 912 nucleotides. RefSeq lists its product as uncharacterized. The transcript is spliced from 3 exons. The record is from RefSeq and is a predicted model, not a curated record. NCBI's taxonomy places the organism in Eukaryota, Fungi, Ascomycota, Dothideomycetes, Pleosporales, Pleosporaceae. Bases 1 to 912 code for a protein of 303 amino acids.